AUGAAAUUAUUGGUAAAAUUAUUGGAAAACAAGUCUCAUCUAUGCAUAUUUGGUAUUACAUCUAGACGAAUGCUCUCACAGUCUAUUGCAGUAUAUUCCAGAUAUGAUCCAAGAGUAUUUCGGGAACCAAUCGUAGAUUUGGAACAGCUUAAUCAACCGCUGGAUCCAGACGAUGAUCGCCGGUACUGCUACAUAAAAGCAAUGACUAGUGUUCAGACACCAGUAUUUUAUCGAAAUGCCGUGAUAGAUAGGUUGAUUAAUGUGUGUAUGCUACGUGGAAUGAAAGAAAAAAUGCGGAAAAUUGUUUUGGAAGCACUAGAAAUAAUAAAAAGACGUCAGUACAUUUUGUGGAGAGAUGCCAGCGAUGAAAAGAAAGAGAAAAUAGAGCUUGAUCCGGUAGUAAUUGCUGAAAAAGCUAUUAAGAAUUGCUGCCCUAUCAUGAUUUUACGUCCAUUUAUUCGUGGUGGACAAACUUACAUGGUACCAUGUCCGAUAUCAGAUCACCACGCUGAGUUCCGAGCAAUGAAAAUGAUGCGUGAUAUCUGCCGACAGAAAACCUUUCACGGUGCUACUCAUUUUCAACAUAUAUUAGCUGAUGAGUUGCUUUCUGCUUACAAAAACGAAGGUUUAACUGUGCAAGCAAAGCAGGAAUUGCACAAGCAGUGUGAAGCAAAUCGAGCUUAUGUUCAUUAUAGGAGACAAUAA
Brugia malayi is the source of this 705-nucleotide messenger RNA. It is a transcript of the gene Bma-mrps-7, whose product is annotated as Ribosomal protein S7p/S5e containing protein. Lineage: Eukaryota; Metazoa; Nematoda; Chromadorea; Rhabditida; Onchocercidae. Gene Ontology annotation, cellular component: ribosome. The transcript has 4 exons. Gene Ontology annotation, molecular function: rRNA binding; structural constituent of ribosome; mRNA binding. Gene Ontology annotation, biological process: ribosomal small subunit assembly; translation. The record is from RefSeq and is a predicted model, not a curated record. Bases 1 to 705 code for a protein of 234 amino acids.